This is a messenger RNA of Scophthalmus maximus (turbot), 776 nucleotides long. It is a transcript of the gene med28, whose product is annotated as mediator complex subunit 28. The transcript has 4 exons. Lineage: Eukaryota; Metazoa; Chordata; Actinopteri; Pleuronectiformes; Scophthalmidae. The record is from RefSeq and is a predicted model, not a curated record. Gene Ontology annotation, cellular component: mediator complex. The coding region runs from base 26 to 571 and encodes 181 amino acids.
ACCGGGUAGAAUCCCCCAGAUCAAGAUGGCGUCGUCCAUGGGUGGGAUGUUUCCCGGUCAGCAGCAGCCGCCCGGUGCGCAUCCCGUCGCGGGUCCAGGAGGACCGGGCCAACCGGGCUUCCCCGGUACCGCUGCUAGGGCUCCGGGAAACAACACGCUCGUGGACGAACUGGAGGCUUCCUUCGAGGCAUGUUUUGCGUCCCUGGUGAGCCAGGACUACGUGAAUGGAACCGACCAGGAGGAGAUUCGAACUGGUGUUGACCAGUGCAUACAAAAGUUUCUGGACGUUGCUCGACAGACGGAGUGCUUCUUCCUGCAGAAAAGGCUCCAGUUGUCUGUGCAGAAACCAGAGCAGGUGGUGAAAGAGGAUGUGUCAGAGUUACGUAACGAGCUGCAGCGAAAAGAAUUGCUGGUUCAGAAGCACUUGUCCAAAUUGCACCACUGGCAACAAGUGCUCGAGGAUGUGAGCGUUCAACACCGCAAACCCUCUGACCUUCCUCCCCCCGGACCACUGGCCUUCCUGGAGCAGGCCUCUGCCAGUCUGCCCCCUGCCCCUCUGAAACCAAACUAACACACGAGAACUCAAGGAAAGUACACAGCAUCAUGUGCUGUCAACCUCGGAGGGAACUGGAGAACAAUUUGCUGUCCAGGGAAAAUCAUUCAUACAGAUUUUCUGGAUUUCCACUUUCUUUCAGUGUUUUUGAUUCAUGUAAAUAUUUCUGCGAUCUUUUUUUUUUUUUAACUGUAAAAAUAAAAUACAAUUUGUGACUUUUGAA